Messenger RNA from Solenopsis invicta (red fire ant), 7722 nucleotides. It is a transcript of the gene ci, whose product is annotated as transcriptional activator cubitus interruptus. Gene Ontology annotation, molecular function: RNA polymerase II cis-regulatory region sequence-specific DNA binding; DNA-binding transcription factor activity, RNA polymerase II-specific. The record is from RefSeq and is a predicted model, not a curated record. Gene Ontology annotation, cellular component: nucleus. The transcript is spliced from 12 exons. NCBI's taxonomy places the organism in Eukaryota, Metazoa, Arthropoda, Insecta, Hymenoptera, Formicidae. Bases 2820 to 7157 code for a protein of 1445 amino acids. Gene Ontology annotation, biological process: regulation of transcription by RNA polymerase II.
UAGUUCGUUCUAUUCCAAUCCGUGAGACAGCUCGAUUUUUCAUCUUGUCACUUUUAUUCUAACUAAUAUUUUAAAGCUUGUAUUGUAAAAAAUAAAAAUAUAUAAUUUAAAUAUCAUACUCAUAAGAUAAUAGCAGGUCAAGAGGAUGAUUUGAAAUAAUUAAAUUUAUAACAAUAUACAAGAAAAAGUAUACUAUAAGACAAGAUUACACUUCAGGAGUUCACCAGAUUAGAAUAUGGCUAAAGAAUUGAAAAUCUGUGUCAAUAAGAAAUAACUAAAAAAUACUUUGUAUAAAAUUUACUAAUGUGUAUUAUUAAAAUAAGACUCACAUACUAACACAUUAUUAACACAUUUAAGACACAUUAUUAAAAUAACUCACAUACUAAUGUGAAUUUCUGUUUUUAAGUUUCUGCAGUCAGUAAAGUUUUUUCUUUCUAUUUAUGAUAAUGUAAGUACGAAGGAAACAAAAACCAAACCAGAAAAAUAAAUAAAAACAAAAUUAAUAUACUUUUAAAUAAAAUAAAACGGAAUCUUUUGAUAAUUGCUAAUAUUCAAAAUUCUUCACAAAAUAAUUAACAUAAAUGUUAACUUAAAUUAGUUUAUAAACUAUAGUUGUGUUAGGAUUACAUUUAUUCUUACAAUAGUUUGUUUAAUAAUUAAUAAUUAUUAAACCUCAAGUAAUGUAAUAUUCCAGACAUAAACAUAAAAAUUAACUCAAUAUUAAUUUCAGGGCUUAUACGAGGUAUCUUAUUUUAAUAAUACUGCAAAAUUAGAUAGCACGUCAUUUGCAUAGUAAAAACAGCAAUUUUUCACAAAAAAACAAUUUUUCAGAAAAAAAUUGUAAUUUUUCUGGUUUUUUCCAGCAUAUUGAAUAAAGCGGGUUUUUUUUAACUAUAGCCUGCAUUCAAUUUAUAAUUUUGCCUAAUACAGAUAAUUGUGAAAAUAAUCAUAUGCAAUUAUAAUAUAAUUGCAAUUGUGACUAAAUUAAAUGUAAUUACAAUUACAAUGUAAUUGUAAUGAAAACAAUUGUAACUAAUUGCAUUUAUUAAUCAAUUUGGCCGAAUACUGGAUAAUUUUCGGUUCUUACUUUUUAAAAAGAAAAAAAAAAGGUAGAAAAAGAGAAAGAAAGAGAGAAUGACUCGUCUUUCUCCGAUACGCCCACGCGCUUGCCUUCGUAGUCGCGGGAACGAGAAAGAUCGGAAAGGGCUGAGGGUGGGAGUCAGGGACGGCUGGUGCUAGUUGAGUUGUCGAGCUGACACGCGUUCUCCCUCCUCGUUCCGCCAUCGCCAUACUGGUCGUCUCCCUUUAACUUUUAUCCCACGUAAGCUCCCUCUCUUCUCCCAAUUCUUCCCACCAUUCCCGACUGAUCCGCCUCUCUUUCUAUCCCGCAUCUUCUCAUAAAGUCAUUCCUUUUUCUCAUGACUUUCCUGCUCUCUCUCUCUCUCUCGCGCGAUCUCUUUCUCUCUUUCUUUCAUUCUCUUUUCCCCACCCUUUUCUUACAUCGAAUUUUCCUCUCCAAGUCUUCGUAGCCUCUCUGUCGCACGCCUACCUAAGAACAUACCACAGUCACUGCCACACAUCCGACCUCUCUCCUUCUCGACCAUGCUCCCUCUUGAUGGCCGUGAUGGUAGUGGUAGUGGUGGUAGUGGAAGAGUUUCAGUACCGCCAUACCCGCCAAAGCACAAGCACCGUGACAGAGCCCGCAUGCACGUUUCGACUCGCGCCUCUUUCCCAAAGCAGACAGCUUCGUUACCCUUGCGUUGGAGAUACGGUCUGUCGUUGAAAGAGAAUAUAAUAGUUUGUAUCCCGGACAGGGUACUGUACGACGCGACAGUUGAAAUCUUAUGUCAAAGUGUUACAAUUUUGGGAUAAAAUUUAAGUGUCGCGCGUUACUUGUUGAUCGGCGAGCAGUGUGUUUCAACGCGUUCCGUUUGCCGAGGGUGACGAUUGGGGCGGAUUCGCAAUCGCGAAAACGUAGAAAACGUCGAAAACGUCUAACGCGCGUCGUCAGAAACAGUUUGAUUGUGGUUUGAUGUUGUGGUGCUUUCGAUUUGUGCAAUUAAUGCGACGCCUGACGGCCUUAAUCAUUAAUUGCACGAAUGGUGAUCGAUAGGCAUCGCUUUAUGAAUCCGUCUGCUCGACGACGGGGUCAUUCGUGCGACGAUAAUACGAGUUGUGAUCUGUCGGUGCGUGUUGUCACUCGAUCAAAUGAAUAACCGAUCGAAAGCGGCCCGCGUGAAUUAAUGAACAGUGAGUCACCGUAUUCGGUAGCCAGUGAAAGGAGUCUCUCGUCUGUUAGAUAAUUCGAAUCCGUCGGCGAAUAACUAAAUCCAUCAGAGACGAAAUCGGGAUUGAUCCUAAGGAUUGAAAGUGAUAUUGGAUAUGAUUGUCUGCGAAGAACGUGUGUGUCAUAGUUAAAAAUUCAAUAGUUGAUUCUUCCGGAAGCGCCAAUGGACCUGUCGAUAUCAGAUACGUGAUUAUUGUACUAUUCAAACUCUGACAAUGAGGAUGUAGACGUGGAUGUAGAAGUGCGUCUUAUGAGUCGUUUAUCUCAAUUGAGGGUAAACGAGAGGUAAUUGCGGUGACUCGUUUAUCAGCGAGGUUCUCUUUUUUUUUUUAAAAACAAGUAAACGGCCUCUUUGAAAACGGACUAUGUCCACCAUUGUUGCCGCCCGUCGUUCGUAUCAUCGGUGCCGCAAGCAGGGUGCCAGGACAACGACCACUCUGCCUUGAUCCUGGAAGGGACGGGCGGCGAUUUUCUGGCGCGACAGCUGGCUUUGGCAGCAGCAACAGCCGCAGCGACGGCGGCCGCCAGCAAGAUGCCGGAGAAGGAAGUCGCUUAUCAUCAGGAGACAUUCUCGUUGCUGCAGCCACCGCCACCGCCGCAUCACUCACACUCGGCCUUUCACGCGGCUUUCCAUCCACACCCACAUUCGGCACCCCCGCCGCCGUUUCAUCCGCAUCACGGGCCACCACCGCCGCCGCAUCCGACGCAUCCGGCGGCCGCGGCUUGGGAGCACCACGCGGCAGCGGCCGCAGCGGCCGCGGCCGUAGCCUUCCAUCCACCGCCCCAUCACCCAUUAUCCGGCAGCUCGACGGCAAUUGGAACACCCGGUAACGGUAGCGGGAGUAACGGCGGAAGUGGUAGCGGAGGUGGUGGAGGCAGCGGAGGCGGUGGGGGUGGGACUGCCGGCAACGGGACUUCUGGUGGUGAUUUUCUACGUAGAAGUCAUCCCCUUGCGGAACAUACGGCCCUACAUCCCGCUUACCGGAUCAACUACAUGGACCACCUCUAUCAUCAGAUCCAGGCCUCCACACACAGUCCCAACGCCUCACUACACGGACUGGGUGGUUUGGGGCCCGAAUACCUCUUACACGCGGCAGGUCCUGCCAGCACCCUCGCAUCGUCCGAAUUCCCGUUCUCCAUUGAUGUUUCAGCAUCAUCGCGACUAGGAAGUCCGCGAGCCUCAGCGAUCAGAGCGAGUCGGAAAAGAGCGCUAAGCAGUUCACCGUAUUCGGAUAGAUUCGACAUCGACAGCAUGAUUCGAUUUAGUCCUAACAGCUUGGCUUCUAUCGUGAACGGUUCGCGAAGUAGUAGCGCGAGCGGAAGCUACGGACAUCUCUCCGCUGCAAUGAGUCCGUCAUUAGGCAUGCAUCCUGCUAGCAUGGCUCCACACAUACAGCAGUUACAGGCCCACCUUUUGAGAAGUGCGGCCGCGGCGGUGCUUUUACCUCACACGCAUCCCUUGCAGCCACCCGCACCACCGCCGCCACCACCGCAUCCUCAUUCUCACUCUCAUGCCCACGGACUGUCCCCCCAUUCGCAAUUGUACUCUGGUGUGCCGCCUCAUUCCACCUCGUCGGCGACACUUAGCCCGCACGCUGGAUUACCCCCAAAAAGUGAGAGUGUAGAGUCAUGCAGGAAAGCAUCGGAAUCGUCGACUCGCUCGGUGACAGCCGAGGCCGACACUUCCUCAAAGCGGACCGCCACCAAAGUUAAGAGGGAACCGGCGACAACGACCACCAACGCAACUACCACUACCGUUCCACCAAGUCACCCUCAAGGUCUUAGUCCGAGUGAGGACCUCAGAGAUGAACCUGGUGACUUCAUCGAAACAAAUUGUCAUUGGAGAGAUUGCGGUCUCGAAUUUCCUACACAGGACGAUCUCGUGAAACAUAUCAACAACGAUCACAUACAUGCCAACAAGAAGAGCUUUAUUUGCGGUUGGGAGGAAUGCUCGAGGGAGGAAAAACCCUUCAAGGCUCAGUACAUGUUGGUCGUGCACAUGAGAAGGCAUACGGGUGAAAAACCGCACAAGUGUACAUUUGAGGGUUGUUUCAAAGCCUAUUCGCGAUUGGAGAACCUCAAGACUCAUCUCAGAUCUCAUACCGGCGAGAAACCGUAUACUUGCGAAUAUCCAGGCUGUAGCAAAGCUUUCAGCAACGCGAGCGAUAGAGCAAAACAUCAAAACAGGACACACUCUAGCGAGAAACCGUACAUUUGCAAAGCUCCUGGCUGUACAAAGAGGUACACGGAUCCGUCGUCUCUAAGGAAGCACGUCAAAACCGUCCACGGCGCUGAAUUUUAUGCAAAUAAGAAGCAUAAGGGUGGCGGUAGUGGUGAUGGAGGUGGUAGCGACGAGGCGGGUGCGGGAGGUAAUAGUCCCAGCAGGAGUGAGGAUCUGCCUCCGAAGACACCUAGUCUCUCGAGUCCCAGCGUCAAAUCCGAGAGCGAAGCAAACAGUCCCCCUGGGAUCAUGCAGCAGCAGGGUAGUCCAUUGGUGGUUGGUUGUAAUGACGAGGUCGCGGGAAUGGGUGCUCUUACCAGCGACGGAAUCGCUCUUGCUGAAGAACCGUGGAACGAGGAGCCCGAUGACUUAGAUAUUGCCGAUCUUCCUGUAGCGUUACGUGCCAUGGUCGGCGGUAUGGAAUCGCAGCAGCAAUUGCAAGUGCCGGUACCCACAUCGAGAAAUCGUUUGAAAGGAAGACUGAACGCUAAAGGCAUGCCAAACAUGCCGAGCGUAGGAAAUAUGCGCGGGCUUCGCGGUGUCGCACCUCAGGGUAACAUCGGUGACCUCAAUAAAAGGAUCACUGAUUUGAAAAUGGAAGGCAGUGGUGGCCAAACACGACAGACAAGUCUGUCCGAUCUUCAAUUGAGACUGCAGCCGUUCGGUGAACCGCGAAGGGAUAGCAACAGCACCGUUAGCACUUACUACGGUAGCAUGAGAUCGACAGAUUUCAGUAGUAGAAGGAGCAGUCAGGCGAGUGUCGUCAGAAUGGGCCCGGGACCAGAAAGUUUCUACGAUCCGAUCAGUCCAGGUACAUCUAGACGAAGCAGCCAGAUGAGUACGACUUCUAGCAGAAUCGAUCAGGGUCACCUUCAGGGGCCUUACUCGACAAAUAAUCUCGUUGUUCAAACGCAAAAUAUGUCUCUUCAGAACAUUCAGACGAUGCCGAGCGAUUGGAGUAAUCCGAGUGGUCAUUGUACUCAACCAUCGAACGAUCGACGAAUGUCUGAACCUAUUCGCAGUAACCCAGUCCAAAGGAUUUCUCCUCCGAUCCCACCCAGGCCGAGAUCGGCACAGUUACCUGAGCUUCAGCCUGAGCUUCAUCCCAAUCAGGAGGUGAUUUUGGAUGAGGUGGGCGAAGGUGAAAUGGUGGAGAACAAACUGGUUAUUCCCGACGAAAUGAUGCAAUAUUUAAAUCAGGUUCAAGCGGGCGGAAAUCAAGUCAGUUAUCGUGGCAGUCCCUUACCGAUCUGCCAAUCACCGAUAUGCACAAAUCCGUUGCACUACCAGCGACAGGUGCAGCCCACGUGUAAUUAUAAUCAAUCGCACCAGCAGAACUGCUAUUCCUCUCAGCAAAUUGCACAGCAACCCUGUCCGAACUAUCAGAAUCCUUCGUCUGUGCCUUACGGCCAAUGUCCAAAUUCACGUGCGACUCAACCACCGUUGCAGUAUUGCCCGCCACCAAAUUAUGGGUCUCAAGUCACUGGCGGACAAGUGGCAAGUCCAGCAACUGGACAAGUUAUGUCACCGAGUUCUCACUAUACUUCGACUCACUUAAGCGAUCAGCCGUUGACAUCCCCCGCGGCUGGUGCGCUAGCACCACAGCACGCACCGCAAAACCUGCCUCAAAACUCUGCUCAACUCUCCAGAAAUUGUCCUCAGAGCCACGCACAUCAUACUUACUAUGCGGGUUACAGUUGCGCGAAUCAAAUAAACGCGAAUUGUAAUGGUACCAAUGGCCAAACCAGUGCUCAUCCUAAUCAAACUUGUACAUCAUCCAAUCACACUGUGCAGAUGCGGCUAACGAAUAACUGUCAGCAAUUGUCACCGCAUUGCACUCAGCAAACUGCAACCAUGCCUAAUCCGCCGACUAUUGCUCAUACAAGCGCUCAGUGCAGUCAAUCCUCCAAUCAGUGCACGAGGCCUAUGGUAACAUCCAACGGUCAGAUUCCCAGUGUACACUCUGCUCAACAAUCUUCGGUGACUAAUCAAUGCGGUCCCAUGUCACCUCUUUGUUCUCCAUUGAACCAUGCAAAUCAGAGUAAAUCAAUAAAUACGCUUGCGACAAAUCUUCAAAACUGUCAACAGCAGAUUCAACAAUCGGCCACAACGCCCUGCCUACAGAUCAACAACUGUAUUCAUCCCAGUGGUACGCAUCGUCAGGUCAACGAUGGGGGUGGCGGUUCGAAGAGAACGUCACCACAACUUUGUAACGCUCAACAGACUAACUGUAGAAUACAACAGCAGCAACAAACUUGCACGCAUAAUUGUCAAACACGCACGAAUCCUCCGGCUCAAUAUAACUGUAAUUGCGCAUGGACUUAUGGAAAUCAUUGUUAUCACGAUCAACAGGGUGGACCGCUGCCGGAGAUACAAUGCAGAGAUAUUAGUCAGUCACAACAAGGUUCACCAAUAAAGCCGCCUCAAGGUAUGAGACAAGAUUCCUACCGCAGAACAUUGGAAUACGUUCAACAAUGUAGGAACUGGUCCGUUAACGCUCAAACCCAUGAGACCAACGUCUCCAGCUCGACACAUCCUAUGUCGUUGCCGCAACCUUUACCUGCUAGCGCCAACAUGGUUGUCAAUGAUAUGACAUCUUCUCUUAGCUCUUUACUGGAAGAAAACAGAUAUUUACAAAUGAUUCAGUGACGUAUGUCAAUUAGUUAGACAUACGUUACGACAAUGUCGUAUGUCUAACUAAUUAAUAAGAAACGUCAAUUUAAUUUUAUUGUCAAUCAAUGAAACUGUCGCUUUUAAAUAAUUUUCCACUUGAUUAUUACAGUAAUAAAAUAAGUAAUAUGUUCAACAUAAAAUUUGCUUCACAUAAGUGAAAUUAACAUAAAAUUGAACUUGAAACAUUUGACAAAAUUGAUAGUAACGCGUAACUCCAUUUAGGAGGAACAAUGGAUCCAUAGUUGGCAAAUUUCUGAAUUUAAUGUCAGUCUCCAUCACGUAUAUAUUAAUUUGAAAGAUUGAUUAAAAAGUUAAAGAUUAUAAAUAAAAGAGUAUGACGUGAAACUUAUUUUGGAACAAUAAAUUAUAUUGAUAAAAUUUAAGGUGACAAGUGGACAAAAGCGAUCAACUAGUAGUUGGUAGCUGUCAUUCUUGAUCUUCAUCAUAUAUACUCGUAUAUAUAUAUACUACUGUGUCCAAAAAGUAAGGUGACAUUGCAUUUAUUUCGAAAAUUCUUUAUUUAUUCUUGCAAAUCAAUUUC